AAAUAAAAAAAGAAAAAGGGAAAAAGGGAAAAUGCAGCCGGCGUGAUUGGGUUUUGAAACUCAGCCUCACAACUCACAAGUCACAUCGGAGCUCCAAAACACGUACUGUGUGUGUGAGAGAGAGAGAGAGAGAGAGAGAGAGAGAAGAGAGAGAGAGAGAGAGAGAGAGAGAGAGAGAGAGAGAGAGAGUUUGUGGGGUAUUCGAUUACUCUAUUUUGUCUUUUUCUGUAACAUACAGUGAGAAGCACAUCUAUCCUGCUUCCUCCGAUCAAUCGUUAGGUUUUCGAUGAUAGGAAAUUACUCGAAGGGGAUCUGCUGAAGAUUUUUCUAGCAAAGGGAGUCUCUCUGCCACAUAACAGAUUUGAAGAUCACAUGCUGUGAUUGAUCCUAGGUAGUUUGCAAAGAUGUGGAAAUUCGCAUCAAGCUGUAUAGCUGGAAACAUGGCCUUGAAAAACAAUACAUCGAAGCCAAGACAAGAUUCAGCCGAUUGCUCGGAUGACGAGGCUUCUUCACUCACGAGCAGAGACGACGGUAUGGAAUGUCCAAUAUGCUGCGAAUCAUUCAACCUCGUUGAAAAUAUACCGUACGUUUUAUGGUGUGGGCACACCCUAUGCAAAAACUGCAUCAUAGGACUACAAUGGGCCGCCUUGAAAUUUCCAACUUUACCCCUCCAGCUCCCACUAUUUAUAUCCUGCCCGUGGUGCAAUCUCUUAUCACUCCGGUUGGUGUAUUACGGGAAUCUAAGAUUCCCACGCAAAAACUUCUUCCUCCUUUGGAUGCUCGAGAGCAUGAACGGAGAUAGAGUGAAAUCCCGUUCCUCCGCCUGUGGGGACCACCAAGCCGUUUGUCCACCGAGCACGAUAAAAGCGGGAAGCUUUACGGGGAGUAGUAUUAACCGUAGGAGUGGGAAUAAUUACGGUAAUGAUUUUGAAUCAUCGGUGUCGGUUAAUAAUGGCAGUCAGUUCGAAAGGCUGCAUUCUUCGAUCAAGAAGUCGCUCGUUUUCUUCGUUCAUUUGACUUCGAAGUUCCCACUUGUGAUUAUUUUCCUGCUCAUCGUUUUGUACGUGGUACCUGCCAGCGCAGCAAUUUUGGCACUGUACUUGUUCAUUACGGUUGCGUUUGCUCUCCCUUCAUUAUCGAUUCUGUGCUUUGCUUAUCCGAGCUUGGAUUGGCUCGUAAGGGAGAUCGUCGCGUAAUACUUGGUGCUUUGUCGAAACCCCCACAUUUUUGCUGACCUCAGCAGCUGUGUGAAAUUCUACAGUUUCAGGAUUUUGAAACAUGUAAGUUAAAUGUUAAAUCUUUGUAUUUGGCUGUUAAUAACUGUAGUUUAGGCCAAGAACAUGAAUGAAUGUUCUUUUGUAGUGAUUUGAUUAUGUUUUUAUUUUAUCAAUUAAGACUCUUGAAUGAUGUAUUAUUUUUAAGUUGAAGAAUUUCCUUUCGUUUUAGGUA
Molecule: messenger RNA, 1449 nt
Organism: Erythranthe guttata (spotted monkey flower)
Lineage: Eukaryota; Viridiplantae; Streptophyta; Magnoliopsida; Lamiales; Phrymaceae
Source: RefSeq, a predicted model, not a curated record